This is a messenger RNA of Durusdinium trenchii, 2160 nucleotides long. Lineage: Eukaryota; Dinophyceae; Suessiales; Symbiodiniaceae. The record is from the annotation of a GenBank genome assembly.
GCCGCGGCGCACGAACACCAACACCGGCUUCCUUCUGCUGUUGCGAUGGCCACAAUGGCUGACACCACCAUGGUGCAAACCUUCUUCAGCGAUGCCAGCGAUGGAGAGGAGGUCCCUCCAGUGCUCGCUGCACCAGCCCGCACCGCCACGAGGAGCCACUUUUCCGAGGUGAUGAAGAGCUUCUCCGCUCUUCAGAGACAUUUGGACGCUCUCGAGCAGUCCUUCCAGGAGGACUGGGAGCAGGCCAAGGUGAAACCGAAAGCCAAGAUCAAGAAGAAGCGACGCACCGCACCCAAGGCGCAGGUCCAGUUUGAUCCUCCCACGGAGGAUGCUGAGGCCGAUCCUGAGCGAUUGGAGUUGCGUGCCUUGACCUUCCAACUGGAUGAGCUGGACGAGGCCGCCCCAGCGCCCGCGCCCACCGCGCCCACCGCGCCCACCGCGCCCACCGCCCUUCCGAAGCCGCCGGCCUCGGCCGCCCUUCCGCCGAGUACGACGACGGAGUCCUUGGCGAUGGCCAAGGUGAAAACCAAUACCGUCACAGGCUGCAUGGUGGAUGCCCACGUCAAGGAGGCUACCAAUUCGGAGAAUUUGAACGAACGCUUGGCGGAAGCCAAGGCCAAGUUGGAAGCCUGUCGAGAGGACUCGAUCCUCAAGAAGCUCACGUGGAUCUUGCGCAUGGUCUUGGGCAUGGGCCAUCGGGGAGACUAUGGGGAGAAGCCCUCGGAGUUCCGUUGGCUGGUCUUCGAGUUCUUCGCUGCCUGCUUAAUCCUUGCCAACUCGAUCGUUCUUGGGCUCGAAGUGGAGUAUCAGGCCUCACAUGUUGAUCCUUCUCCGGCUUUAACGAUUCUGAGCCUCCUAUUUGCCAAUUGGUUCAUCAUUGAAGUGAUCAUCCGCGUGCGGGUGGCUGGCAUCGUGCCAUACUUCUGCAAUGAGGAAUGGAUGUGGAACUGGACGGACCUGAUCUUGGUCUUGGUGAGCAUCAUCGAGCUCGCUUUCGUGGCCUUCGGCGACUCAGGCAAUGCCAAAUCGCCCGUCUCGAGCUUGCGGGCGAUCAAGAUCAUCCGGGUCGUACGGCUUUUUCGGCUGUUGCGCUUUUUCCGCCAGCUGGCCACCUUGGCACUCAUGGUCGCCCACUCCGUUCAGCAGCUUUUGUGGGCCUUGGUGAUGUUUAUCCUCAUCAUGUAUGUGUUGGCCAUCACCUUGACGGGCUCCUGCACGGACUGGCUGAAAGAACGCAUCGACUUCACCACAGCAGAGUGGGAGCAAGAGAUCUUGGACAGCACUGAGACUGGGGUGACGAAAGUCUACACCUAUUUUGGCAGCAUCAGCAGGAGUCACUACACCUUGUUUCAGACCACCUUGGGUGGCGUCAGCUGGUACGAGGUCACCGAUGCUUUGUUCAACGUGGACGCCUUCUCCUGCAUCCUGAUGUUUGCCUACAUUAUCUUCACCAUCCUGGCCUUGAUGAACGUUUUCACAGGUGUGUUCGUGGACAAUGCCUUGCAGAAUUCCAAGAAGGAGCGCAAGACUCAAAUUGAAGACACCAUCGACCGGAAACGUACUGCUUUGGAUCAGAUCAUCGAGUUCUUCGUGGCCACGGAUUCGAACGGUGAUGGUACCAUCAGCGCUGAUGAGAUUCAAUUUCUGCUUGAGGAUCCCAUGAUGAGCGCCUAUUUCGACAUGAUCGGCUUCAGACCCGGAGAUGCAAAGCUGUUGGCGGACUUGCUGGAUUAUGACAAUUCCGGCGACAUCUCCUUGGACGAGUUCAUUAGCGGUUGCGAGCGGAUGAGAGGUGAGGCCAAGGGCAUUGAUGUGCAUUUGCUGAUGAUGGAAUGCUACCAGAUCAAUGCGAAGCUGGAUGCCCUACGCCUCAACAGCUCCAAGCGCGAAGCACCGCCCGUGGCGCGGAGGUCCAGGAUCAAGAUCCAAAAGUCGAGAUCGAAACUCUCUGAGAGCAGCCGAUGACCUUUGAGCAGACCCUCCGAGCUGCAACAUGGCAUGGUAAGCUCAGAGAGGUUGGCCAUUGAAGACAAUCCCAAUGGACCCUGAAGAACGCUGGUGCAGCGUGAAGUCGGACAAAUUUGACGGACUCAGGGUGCAAGUCUCCUGACCAGGUUCCAUGUUUGUUUUUGGGCGCGUGAAGGACAGGUUAUAAAUUAG